Sycon ciliatum is the source of this 1674-nucleotide messenger RNA. RefSeq names its product ubiquitin-conjugating enzyme E2-17 kDa-like. Gene Ontology annotation, cellular component: nucleus. The record is from RefSeq and is a predicted model, not a curated record. Gene Ontology annotation, biological process: protein polyubiquitination. NCBI's taxonomy places the organism in Eukaryota, Metazoa, Porifera, Calcarea, Leucosolenida, Sycettidae. Gene Ontology annotation, molecular function: ubiquitin conjugating enzyme activity. Bases 400 to 1131 code for a protein of 243 amino acids. The transcript has 7 exons.
CGGCGCAGCACAGAGUCAGACCGGUCAUAUCAAGGAUGAAAACCGUCGACCCUUUUCAUCACCCAGACGUGGCUUGGGUGACGAGUCAGAAGUGAGUUGUGGCUGCACCCUUGCUUUGCUCAUUCCAGGAGAAGCAACGUUGGUACGAGGACUUGAUUUGCCCUUUGGUCGACUUCAGCCUUCUUGAGGUCCUUGUCAUACGGUACACUGGGAGAAGAGAAACUGUCGACACGCACUGAGGAGGGUGUAGCCGUUUUGUGGAUCACUCCAGUCCCGGAGGGAGCGUUGAGGAACGUGAGUUACUUCAUGGCUAUUCCUCUGUGAUCCGUCUGUUGGCUGUGCUUCAAUCAGUAGUGUCCCGUCACCAGCACUGGCAGCAGCAGCAGCAGCAUCGUCAGUAUGUCAGACACACCAGUACAGGCAGUAGCAAUGAGUAGCACCAGCGUAGAAGAAACUAGACGGUCUCAGGCACAACCUGCCCCAGUGAGAACGGCUGCCACCACCACAGAACCGGAAGCUCAACCUAGCACAGCUUCCAGUGCCGACGCGGAAGUUGAGGCAAGCACGUCUUCGCCAAGCACAACCCCCAGACUGCAGCCAGAAGCCCCGCCAAGCGCACCCUUGGGCCGACCGGCGCCCAAACAAACAAGCGGUCGUUCGUCGAGAGCUGCAACCUCAUCGAACAACCCCACAAAUCGCAGGCUGCGCAAGGAGUUGGCGGACAUGCUGACGGAUCCACCGCCGAAUUGCAGUGCAUCCUUGUUUAGUGAGAGGGUGGAUCAUUGGCUGGCCACGAUCAUGGGACCGCCUGGGUCUGUGUACGAAGGCGGCGUCUUCUUUCUCAACAUCCUGUUCCCGAGCAACUAUCCAUUUGAGCCACCAAAGGUGACAUUCAAGACGCGGAUAUACCACUGCAACAUUAACAGCCAGGGUGAGAUUUGCUUGGAUAUCCUGAAGGACAACUGGAGUCCGGCCAUGACUGUCAGCAAAGUCUUGCUGUCCAUCACGUCUCUGCUUGCUGACUGCAAUCCGAGUGACCCGCUCGUUGCCAACAUUGCUCGCCAGUUCACUGGUGAUCGAAGCGGGCACGAUCGCAUGGCACGCGACUGGACACGUCGUUUUGCAAGAUAGCCAUAUCCGCUGACCUAAAAGUCAGUAGUUCCAGUAAUACUGUGUUUUUGAACUUGCGUGUGCUCGAUUAUCCACUUUUACCUCCUUUUUUAAUCCGUUUAAACUGUUUUGUGAACCCAGCGUGGCUCCGGGCUUCAUUGAUUCAUGUGCAAGUCGUGUACCAGAUUGGGUUGUCCUCUAUUAUCUAAUAUUCGAAUCAAACUGCUGAUCCCUGCUGCCACUACAGUGAUACGCUGCUCUCAUCCAUCCGCCUCAUACCUCCACUGCUUGAUAGUUCUGGUCAAAAUCCCGACUUAUGCUGCUGCUCUUCGGCCUCCUCCUGUGCUGCAUGCAUGAUUGUGACAGCAGGGCCGAAGUUACUGCCUCUAAUGCUUUUAAAAACAUCACACGCGUCUCCCAGCACAGGUGUACAUACGGUAAUAAUACUGUCUGGGACUGAUUCUCGCUAUUGUAAUAAUACUAACAGUUUGUGUGCCAUGGUUUCAAUUCUGCAUUUUUCUGAUCGCCUCAACUGUUCUGAUUUACGUCCCUCGAUGGUGUCGA